This is a messenger RNA of Rhodofomes roseus, 2079 nucleotides long. RefSeq lists its product as uncharacterized. The transcript is spliced from 7 exons. The record is from RefSeq and is a predicted model, not a curated record. NCBI's taxonomy places the organism in Eukaryota, Fungi, Basidiomycota, Agaricomycetes, Polyporales, Fomitopsidaceae. The coding region runs from base 424 to 1902 and encodes 492 amino acids.
CUGACGUCCGACCUGCCACUCAACAUACACAACAGUCGUGGAGUAACACAAGCUGUCUGGAACGUUGUCGAUCAUGCAGUAGGCAAACUGCUCGAAGCUGAUUCCGCAGUUGUGAACUUCGCCCUCGGCUCCGGUGCCGACGCUAACUCGUCCAUGUCAGUAUGUGACUCCGAGUGCGCUAGGUGUUAGGGCGGGCCCUGGCGAGCCGUCCGACGGUUAAUGAAGGCCGUUGCAAGCGCAUUCGUGUCUCAACUUGGUCACUGAGGCGCAUCUCAGCGUAGUGAAGCACGAUGUCUCCGCAGGGUUCGCAAAGCCGAAGCCUGAUAUUGCCAUCUGAGGUUUCCGCAUAAGCGCGAAGACCUAUUGCCAGGCGCAACAAGCUGACCGCAGGCCAUAUAACCCCCACCCGCGGUAUCUGGCGAGAUGCAGGGCCGCAGUAGGAUCCAAGACCUCCGCGAGCGUCGCGAGUUGCCACGACUGCUCCCUCUUCAGCAGGAGGACGUCCGCCCGCGCUCUGGCUUCAGAUUCUUCUCGAGACGCUACGCCAAAUGCUCCAUAAGCUUACUGCUCAUCUUGUGCGCUCUCGUGCUGCUCGCCCAGCUGUACUCGCCCGAGGCCAUCGAGCACUUGUAUGGGGACAUGCGGGUAUAUGCGCCGACGGAGCACUCAAAGUUGCCGUCGCUCUUUGUCAAGUAUAGCGAGGAUGAGCAGCGUACGUCGAAGGAGAAUCUCCUCCGAUGGAAAGAGCAAGGCCUACAAGAACGCUACCUGCGACUACCUGCCCGGCGGCAGCGUUCCGGCUGGGGGCCGUUCAUGCAGGAGCUCAUCUUAAACACCUACCUUGCGAAUCGCAUUGAUCGCAUCUUCGUAUUGGAUAACUUCACCUGGCAUGAAGACGGGUGGAUGGACUACGUGGAUCAUCGCCAAGGCCAAUACUCUAUGCCAGUUCAGAUACCUGUGUCCGCUGUCAUCCGAGCGGUGACCCCUGCCGGCGUUGACCCGCAAAUGAUACGUGCGGUCGGGAAAGACCUAUGGGACGAAGCAUGCCCUCGCGGACGGAUGGUGCAUGGACUAGAAGCGCCACCUGUCGUCGGCAGACAUCUGCAGGCUUCGAUGCCCCUGAAGGAGGACGUGAGCGACUCCCGCAGCCAGUGCUUGGAGCUGUAUGAAUUCCCCUCUACUUCGAACGACAUGGGGAGCACGCUGCUCGACAUCUGGCCAACGCUUUCGAACUCGUCCAUCUUGACGCACUUCGGCUGGUCGCCGCUCGUGGAGCUGGCCUUCGACAUGAACCGCGAACUGAUCGCCCCCGUCACGGACCUAGAGCCCUAUCUGUCUUCUUUGCCCUUCACAAACAGCUCCGACCGCUAUCGACCGAUCCCCGGUCUGCUUUCUCUACACGUACCGCGGGGGAUCUACCAGGACUACUGCAGAGGUCUGGCCCCCGGAAGCCAGGGAUUUACGGGCUUCAACGCCUUCCCAUCGUUUCCCGACGUCUUCGACCCCGCGAAGCUCGCGCACCUCGGCGAGGCAGCCCGCACGGCGGUGUACCACCGUCGGUGCUAUCCGAUUAUCCAGGAGAUCGUCCGGCGCGUGGAUAUCGUCCGACAUACCGAGGCGGGCAAGGGCCUCCGCGACGUCUACAUCAUGACGAACGCGCCGACGCCGUGGGUGCUCGAGUUGAAGACGGCGCUGCGGCGAAUGGGCGGGUGGGCGAGCGUCAGUAGCACGAGAGACCUCGUGCUCAGUCGCGAGCAGCGGUACGUGAAGCAGGCGGUGGAAAUGCUUGUGGCACAGCGGGCGCAGGUUUUCAUUGGGAAUGGGUUCUCUACUAUGAGCGGGCAAGUGGGCAUGCUCCGGGUGGCCAAUGGCUUGCUUGUUGAGUCUACGCGCCACUGGUAGGGUUCUGCGAAGAACUGCCCGUGGCGGCGGCACUGUGUAGGGUUCAGUGUGUUUAUGUUGUUCUGCGUUGCUUCACACUCCUUCACUCAUGUUUCCCUACUGGCGUACAUUUUAUCCAGUCGGUAGUAUGUCAGCUAGUCGAAGCCAAAUCAAAGCGAGCUUUGCAUUGUCCUGUAA